Messenger RNA from Magallana angulata, 2082 nucleotides. Its product is annotated as zinc transporter ZIP13-like. The transcript has 9 exons. Gene Ontology annotation, biological process: intracellular zinc ion homeostasis; zinc ion transmembrane transport. Gene Ontology annotation, molecular function: zinc ion transmembrane transporter activity. Bases 105 to 1298 code for a protein of 397 amino acids. Gene Ontology annotation, cellular component: membrane. The record is from RefSeq and is a predicted model, not a curated record. Lineage: Eukaryota; Metazoa; Mollusca; Bivalvia; Ostreida; Ostreidae.
GAGGUUUGACUUUUUAAAGGUGAAGGCUGAAUGCAGACAACACGUAAACAAUGUAGGCUACCUAUAAUCAUUUGGACUCUUGGCCUUGUAAUCUUGCGUACACGAUGGCUAUAUAUCAGCUGCCGUUGACAGUCAUCUUUAUCACUGAACUAGUGAUACCGUUAGCAGAUGGAGAAAUACAUAGAACGACUUUAAAAACUGGUGCACCUAAUCGUUUCUCACAAGACGUGGCAAGUGAAACUCGAUCCGCGAUGUCGGAUCCUGCGGCUGAGAGAACGUUUUAUGAAGUAUUGUUCUUUUCUCUUGGCGGCGCUGUACUCGUUGGCCUUAGUGGUAUAUUUCCACUUCUUGUCAUACCAAUAGAAGCUGGUCCUGCAUUGAAACAUGGGGCUGCUGCAAACAAGCUAAAGUUGCUGUUAAGUUUUGCUGUUGGAGGUCUCCUAGGAGAUGUGUUUUUACAUCUACUGCCCGAAGCAUGGGCCACUGUGGAUAAAGAUGGUCAGCAUAACCACAGUGGACACACGACGAUUGGACUGUGGGUGUUAGCGGGGAUACUUUCAUUUCUCAUCAUUGAGAAGGUUUUUGCAAAGGAAGGAGAAUUUGAGCAUAUGCAUGACGACUGUGAUUCCAGUAAUGAAGAAGAAGAAGAGCAAGACCACAGCCAGAGCAAGAAGAUUACUACAGAUUUACCCAAAAUAAACGGUUGUGAUUUAAAACAAAGGACUAAUGCAUCAGAUAGUGGCAAAAAAAAUCGCAACAAAAAACAAAACUCUCAAGUUCAAUCAUCGCAAAAAGUUGCAUCAUCCACGCAGUGCACAGAUUCCACGGAAGACAAGACGUCGAAUAUCAAGGUCAGUGGAUACCUGAACCUGUUGGCUAAUGUCAUCGACAACUUUACCCAUGGGCUGGCGGUGGGGGGCAGCUUUCUGGUCAGCAACAAGGUUGGUUUUAUAACCACACUGGCCAUCCUUCUACAUGAGAUUCCCCAUGAGGUCGGAGAUUUUGCUAUACUGCUGCGGUCAGGUUUCGACAGGUGGAAAGCUGCGAAGGCUCAGAUGAUGACAGCAUCUGGAGGAAUUUUGGGAGUUAUUGCAGCAUUGACUGCCGAGUCAGCAGAAUCUGCUGGAGAAAACACAGCCUGGAUUCUUCCUUUCACUUCCGGAGGAUUUAUUUACAUCGCCUUGGUUACAGUUGUUCCAGAUCUUCUGGACGAAAAACAUGCGUUGGAGUCAUUGAAGCAGAUUGUGUGUCUGUGUGGUGGGGUGGCGGCCAUGUUGUUAGUGAGCCUCAUUCACUGAUCUCGGACUUCUACCACUGUCACAUUGAACUCUCCUUGCCACUGUCAAAGAGCUCAGGAAAAAAGGGUCCAGUCUGCAUGUUGAAACACAGUUGUAUUACCUGUAAUCUUUCCAGAAAGAUUUCAUAUCAAGGGUUAUCUGUUUUUGAAUUUGCAUUUUAGGGGAUGUAUGUGUACAUGUUUAUAAAAAUCUAAAGGUUUGUCCUUUAUAAAUUUUUUGUCUGAAAUAUUUAACAUUAUUUUUUCUUUUCCUGUACAUUGCAAGACAAUAUUUUUGCUAAUGAAUAAGAUAUUUUUUGAUAAACGAUCAAAUAUAUUUACCAGUUUUCAUGGUACCUGACAUGUAUAGCAUGUUACAUUUAUGAUAAUGGUGCAGGUAUGUCUUUUGUGUCAAUUUUUGCCAAAAUUUUUGUGAUACCUGUGAAUGUGAUUAGCAACAUUCAGAUAUCUUUAUAGGUCAUUGUCGAGUAGAGUAUUAUAUGCCAGUAUAUUUUUAUAUAAUGUACAUUUUGGAAGUUUUAGCCUUACUUCAAAGAAGAAGGGUGUGUGUUUUUGAAGCUGCUUAUCUCAAUAAGUCCAAACUUUGGGAAAAAGCAAUGAUUCAAUUCUGAGAAGCAAUUCGAUAUAAGCAUUUCACUAUUGCAUCAUGGUCAUAAAAAGGUUAAUUAUUACAUUUUGGCAAGGAUGACCGCAAAUCCAUGCCUUUCAGAGAUUGCGGGUCAUUGAUUUAAGUAUGUAGAUUCAUUAAAACUUUUAAGGGUUACAUUUCUGUAGAAAUUUUAUUU